CACUUACCGAAGUACUUGAAGCUUCAUGAUGUAUUCAACGCAACUAUUGUUUUACCUGUUAUCCUAUAUAUCCAUUGCAAAAGGGUAUAUACGCAUUGAUAAAAAUUUUUUUGACGAUGAAAAUAGUUAUUGGUCACAAUCAGGCAAUAGUUUAAACAAAUGGAGCGAAGAAAAUGAAAAAAGGACAUAUGAAGUUGUUAAUCAGCCGAUGUGUGGUAAUCUACCAUUUGAUGACAGUAUUUAUUUUUGCAAUAAUGGAAACAAAUACAAUAAACAACUUUAUCAGUUGUGUGGAAGUGGUGUAGUAUUAAAAAGCUCCUACCUUUGCAGUAAAGGUAAAUCAUACCCAAAAUCUGAAUACAGCCUUUGUGGAAAUGAAAUUUUUGAAAUUAAAAAAUGCUUUUGUUAUAAAUCUAAAAUAUUUGAAAAAAUAACUAAUGAAUUAUGUGGUAAUGAACUUAUCUUUAAAUUAACAAAUUUUUGCUUCAAAGGAAAGUCAUUUCUUCAAUCAAAAUACAUUAUUUGCAGUGAGAAUGUGUACGAUAAAAGUAUUUACUUCUGCUUUAAUAACAAAGUUUACAGCACAAUUGAUAAUGAAAUAUGUGGUGACCAUGUUCAUUUGACAGCUGAAUGGUUUUGUAACAACAAUAAAUCAUACAAAAAGAGCAACUACAAAUUAUGUGGAUCUAAUGUUUAUGAAAUAGCUACGCAAUUCUGCAAAAACAAUUUAGUAUAUUUAAUCACCUUGUACGAAGAGUGUGGUGAUGGAGUAAGUGAAAAAGCAACACAGUUUUGUUUCGAAAAUCAAGUAUUUAGCAUCUUAUCACAUGCAGUCUGUAAGAAUAAGAUUUACAAACUUAUCGAUUCCUUCUGCUUUAAUGACAUGGUAUUUACCAAAAUUGAUAAUGAAAUAUGUGGAGACCAUGUUCAUUUGACAGCUGACUGGUUUUGUAACAAUGAUAAAUCAUACAAAAAGAGCAACUACAAAGUAUGUGGAUCUAAUGUUUAUGAAAUAACUACGCAAUUCUGCAAAAACAAUUUAGUGUAUUUAAUCACCUUGUACGAAGAGUGUGGUGAUGGAGUAAGUGAAAAAGCAACACAGUUUUGUUUUGAAAAUCAAGUAUUUAGCAUCUUGUCACAUGCAGUCUGUAAGAAUAAGAUUUAUAAACUUAUUGAUUCCUUCUGCUUUAAUGACAUGGUAUUUACCAAAAUUGAUAAUGAAAUAUGUGGAGACCAUGUUCAUUUGACAGCUGACUGGUUUUGUAACAAUGAUAAAUCAUACAAAAAGAGCAACUACAAAUUAUGUGGAUCUAAUGUUUAUGAAAUAGCUACGCAAUUCUGCAAAAACAAUUUAGUGUAUUUAAUCACCUUGUACGAAGAGUGUGGUGAUGGAGUAAGUGAAAAAGCAACACAGUUUUGUUUUGAAAAUCAAGUAUUUAGCAUCUUGUCACAUGCAGUCUGUAAGAAUAAGAUUUAUAAACUUAUUGAUUCCUUCUGCUUUAAUGACAUGGUAUUUACCAAAAUUGAUAAUGAAAUAUGUGGAGACCAUGUUCAUUUGACAGCUGACUGGUUUUGUAACAAUGAUAAAUCAUACAAAAAGAGCAACUACAAAUUAUGUGGAUCUAAUGUUUAUGAAAUAGCUACACAAUUCUGCAAAAAUAAUUUAGUGUAUUUAAUCAACUUGUACGAAGAGUGUGGUGAUGGAGUAAGUGAAAAAGCAACACAGUUUUGUUUUGAAAAUCAAGUAUUUAACAUCUUGUCACAUGCAGUCUGUAAAAAUAAGGUUUACAAACUCAUUGAUUUCUUCUGCUUUAAUGACAUGGUAUUUACCAAAAUUGAUAAUGAAAUAUGUGGAGACCAUGUUCAUUUGACAGCUGACUGGUUUUGUAACAACAAUAAAUCAUACAAAAAGAGCAACUACAAAUUAUGUGGAUCUAAUGUUUAUGAAAUAGCUACGCAAUUCUGCAAAAACAAUUUAGUAUAUUUAAUCACCUUGUACGAAGAGUGUGGUGAUGGAGUAAGUGAAAAAGCAACACAGUUUUGUUUCGAAAAUCAAGUAUUUAGCAUCUUAUCACAUGCAGUCUGUAAGAAUAAGAUUUACAAACUUAUCGAUUCCUUCUGCUUUAAUGACAUGGUAUUUACCAAAAUUGAUAAUGAAAUAUGUGGAGACCAUGUUCAUUUGACAGCUGACUGGUUUUGUAACAAUGAUAAAUCAUACAAAAAGAGCAACUACAAAGUAUGUGGAUCUAAUGUUUAUGAAAUAACUACGCAAUUCUGCAAAAACAAUUUAGUGUAUUUAAUCACCUUGUACGAAGAGUGUGGUGAUGGAGUAAGUGAAAAAGCAACACAGUUUUGUUUUGAAAAUCAAGUAUUUAGCAUCUUGUCACAUGCAGUCUGUAAGAAUAAGAUUUAUAAACUUAUUGAUUCCUUCUGCUUUAAUGACAUGGUAUUUACCAAAAUUGAUAAUGAAAUAUGUGGAGACCAUGUUCAUUUGACAGCUGACUGGUUUUGUAACAAUGAUAAAUCAUACAAAAAGAGCAACUACAAAUUAUGUGGAUCUAAUGUUUAUGAAAUAGCUACGCAAUUCUGCAAAAACAAUUUAGUGUAUUUAAUCACCUUGUACGAAGAGUGUGGUGAUGGAGUAAGUGAAAAAGCAACACAGUUUUGUUUUGAAAAUCAAGUAUUUAGCAUCUUGUCACAUGCAGUCUGUAAGUAUAAGAUUUAUAAACUUAUUGAUUCCUUCUGCUUUAAUGACAUGGUAUUUACCAAAAUUGAUAAUGAAAUAUGUGGAGACCAUGUUCAUUUGACAGCUGACUGGUUUUGUAACAAUGAUAAAUCAUACAAAAAGAGCAACUACAAAUUAUGUGGAUCUAAUGUUUAUGAAAUAGCUACACAAUUCUGCAAAAAUAAUUUAGUGUAUUUAAUCAACUUGUACGAAGAGUGUGGUGAUGGAGUAAGUGAAAAAGCAACACAGUUUUGUUUUGAAAAUCAAGUAUUUAACAUCUUGUCACAUGCAGUCUGUAAAAAUAAGGUUUACAAACUCAUUGAUUUCUUCUGCUUUAAUGACAUGGUAUUUACCAAAAUUGAUAAUGAAAUAUGUGGAGACCAUGUUCAUUUGACAGCUGACUGGUUUUGUAACAAUGAUAAAUCAUACAAAAAGAGCAACUACAAAUUAUGUGGAUCUAAUGUUUAUGAAAUAGCUACGCAAUUCUGCAAAAACAAUUUAGUGUAUUUAAUCACCUUGUACGAAGAGUGUGGUGAUGGAGUAAGUGAAAAAGCAACACAGUUUUGUUUUGAAAAUCAAGUAUUUAGCAUCUUGUCACAUGCAGUCUGUAAGAAUAAGAUUUACAAACUUAUCGAUUCCUUCUGCUUUAAUGACAUGGUAUUUACCAAAAUUGAUAAUGAAAUAUGUGGAGACCAUGUUCAUUUGACAGCUGACUGGUUUUGUAACAAUGAUAAAUCAUACAAAAAGAGCAACUACAAAUUAUGUGGAUCUAAUGUUUAUGAAAUAGCUACACAAUUCUGCAAAAAUAAUUUAGUGUAUUUAAUCAACUUGUACGAAGAGUGUGGUGAUGGAGUAAGUGAAAAAGCAACACAGUUUUGUUUUGAAAAUCAAGUAUUUAACAUCUUGUCACAUGCAGUCUGUAAAAAUAAGGUUUACAAACUCAUUGAUUUCUUCUGCUUUAAUGACAUGGUAUUUACCAAAAUUGAUAAUGAAAUAUGUGGAGACCAUGUUCAUUUGACAGCUGACUGGUUUUGUAACAAUGAUAAAUCAUACAAAAAGAGCAACUACAAAUUAUGUGGAUCUAAUGUUUAUGGAAUAGCUACACAAUUCUGCAAAAAUAAUUUAGUGUAUUUAAUCAACUUGUACGAAGAGUGUGGUGAUGGAGUAAGUGAAAAAGCAACACAGUUUUGUUUUGAAAAUCAAGUAUUUAACAUCUUGUCACAUGCAGUCUGUAAAAAUAAGGUUUACAAACUCAUUGAUUCCUUCUGCUUUAAUGACAUGGUAUUUACCAAAAUUGAUAAUGAAAUAUGUGGAGACCAUGUUCAUUUGACAGCUGACUGGUUUUGUAACAAUGAUAAAUCAUACAAAAAGAGCAACUACAAAUUAUGUGGAUCUAAUGUUUAUGAAAUAGCUACGCAAUUCUGCAAAAAUAAUUUAGUGUAUUUAAUCAACUUGUACGAAGAGUGUGGUGAUGGAGUAAGUGAAAAAGCAACACAGUUUUGUUUUGAAAAUCAAGUAUUUAGCAUCUUGUCACAUGCAGUCUGUAAGAAUAAGAUUUACAAACUUAUCGAUUCUUUCUGCUUUAAUGACAUGGUAUUUACCAAAAUUGAUAAUGAAAUAUGUGGAGACCAUGUUCAUUUGACAGCUGACUGGUUUUGUAACAAUGAUAAAUCAUACAAAAAGAGCAACUACAAAUUAUGUGGAUCUAAUGUUUAUGAAAUAGCUACGCAAUUCUGCAAAAACAAUUUAGUGUAUUUAAUCACCUUGUACGAAGAGUGUGGUGAUGGAGUAAGUGAAAAAGCAACACAGUUUUGUUUUGAAAAUCAAGUAUUUAACAUCUUGUCACAUGCAGUCUGUAAAAAUAAGGUUUACAAACUCAUUGAUUUCUUCUGCUUUAAUGACAUGGUAUUUACCAAAAUUGAUAAUGAAAUAUGUGGAGACCAUGUUCAUUUGACAGCUGACUGGUUUUGUAACAAUGAUAAAUCAUACAAAAAGAGCAACUACAAAUUAUGUGGAUCUAAUGUUUAUGGAAUAGCUACACAAUUCUGCAAAAAUAAUUUAGUGUAUUUAAUCAACUUGUACGAAGAGUGUGGUGAUGGAGUAAGUGAAAAAGCAACACAGUUUUGUUUUGAAAAUCAAGUAUUUAACAUCUUGUCACAUGCAGUCUGUAAAAAUAAGGUUUACAAACUCAUUGAUUCCUUCUGCUUUAAUGACAUGGUAUUUACCAAAAUUGAUAAUGAAAUAUGUGGAGACCAUGUUCAUUUGACAGCUGACUGGUUUUGUAACAAUGAUAAAUCAUACAAAAAGAGCAACUACAAAUUAUGUGGAUCUAAUGUUUAUGAAAUAGCUACGCAAUUCUGCAAAAAUAAUUUAGUGUAUUUAAUCAACUUGUACGAAGAGUGUGGUGAUGGAGUAAGUGAAAAAGCAACACAGUUUUGUUUUGAAAAUCAAGUAUUUAGCAUCUUGUCACAUGCAGUCUGUAAGAAUAAGAUUUACAAACUUAUCGAUUCUUUCUGCUUUAAUGACAUGGUAUUUACCAAAAUUGAUAAUGAAAUAUGUGGAGACCAUGUUCAUUUGACAGCUGACUGGUUUUGUAACAAUGAUAAAUCAUACAAAAAGAGCAACUACAAAUUAUGUGGAUCUAAUGUUUAUGAAAUAGCUACGCAAUUCUGCAAAAACAAUUUAGUGUAUUUAAUCACCUUGUACGAAGAGUGUGGUGAUGGAGUAAGUGAAAAAGCAACACAGUUUUGUUUUGAAAAUCAAGUAUUUAGCAUCUUGUCACAUGCAGUCUGUAAGAAUAAGAUUUACAAACUUAUCGAUUCCUUCUGCUUUAAUGACAUGGUAUUUACCAAAAUUGAUAAUGAAAUAUGUGGAGACCAUGUUCAUUUGACAGCUGACUGGUUUUGUAACAAUGAUAAAUCAUACAAAAAGAGCAACUACAAAUUAUGUGGAUCUAAUGUUUAUGAAAUAGCUACACAAUUCUGCAAAAAUAAUUUAGUGUAUUUAAUCAACUUGUACGAAGAGUGUGGUGAUGGAGUAAGUGAAAAAGCAACACAGUUUUGUUUUGAAAAUCAAGUAUUCAAAAUAUUGGAGUUUGGUCUCUGUAAAGGUAGCCUUUUCAAACGUAUUGAUUCAUUAUGUUUUAAUAACGUUAUCUACUCUGCAAAUGAUAAUGAAGUAUGUGGAGAUAUUGUGCAUUCAAAAACGUUAUGCUUCUGUUUUAACAAUAAGUCAUACAAGAGAAAUCAGUUUGGUAUUUGCGGUAAUGACGUUUUUAAUUUAAGUAACUCAAUAUGUAAUGGGGGAAUAAUUUUUAGUUUAAGCGUUUAUGAAAUUUGUGGUCAAGUCAUUCAUUUAAAAGCUGAUCGAUUUUGUUUCAAUGAAGUUUCUUUUAGAAAAAGUGAUUUUAGUAUUUGCGCAGGCAACCUUUUUUCACUCAGUUCUUCAUUUUGUUAUGACAACAAAGUUUAUGAAAAAUUUUCCCACGAAUUAUGCGGAAAUGCAAUCAUGUCAAGAAUUACAAAUUUUUGUAAUGACGGAAUAUCAUAUUCUCGUACUCAAUAUAGAAUUUGUGGCCAGACAGUUUACGACAUCAACCUCUUUGUUUGCAGUGGAACAACUUUGUUUGACCUCAAGCUCUAUGAAGUAUGUGGAAAUGUUAUCUAUUUGAAAUCACAACGCUUUUGUUAUAAUGGAACAUCAUAUAACAAGCUUCAAUAUGGUCUUUGUGGUUCUGAUUUAUACAAUAAAUUAGCGUUUACAUGUAAUGCGAAGAAUCAAUUGGAAGCUAUUGUUUUGCCAUACUAAUUAUUUUAUAUUAUAGUUGAUAUAUUUGGAUAAAAUUUGUAUUAUGAUUGUUUAUGUUGUUGUACUUGAUUUGGAGAUUUUAAUGCAAACUUCAUUUUAA
Hydra vulgaris (swiftwater hydra) is the source of this 6632-nucleotide messenger RNA. RefSeq lists its product as uncharacterized. NCBI's taxonomy places the organism in Eukaryota, Metazoa, Cnidaria, Hydrozoa, Anthoathecata, Hydridae. The record is from RefSeq and is a predicted model, not a curated record.